UCUUCUUCAAAACAUUUCGUUUAGGUCUUGGAAAAAUGUGCUAAAGAUUUUUUGGUUAUCCGUAAGCAAUUCCCACUCGAAUCGCGACUAAAUUCGUUGAGACCACAGCCGUUGGGGUCGACAUACAAAUUAAAGUAAAUCGGUAGCGAAAAAGAAAAAAACCGAAAAAUCUGACAUAAUGGCCAGCGCACAAGUGCAAAGUUUUGAUUUUAUGGAGCAGCAGGAACAGCAGCGACAGCAGAUAGAGAAUCUGCAAAAGCAUCAACAACAUGAAGCUGUCCCACUGGAUUCCGAUAACGAAGAUCUAUUCGAUGAUGAGCUAUACCAUGUAGAGUACAAGCAUCCUUUGGAGCAUGUUUGGACUUUGUGGUAUCUAGAGAACGAUCGUUCUAAGCACUGGAAGGAUAUGUUGAACGAGAUCACGGCAAUCGAUAGUGUGGAGACUUUUUGGGGCUUAUAUUAUACAAUUAAGACCCCAAUGGAGCUGAAGAUUGGAUGUGACUACUCCAUGUUCAAGAAGGACAUAAAACCAAUGUGGGAGGAUGAGGCAAAUAUCAAGGGUGGCCGCUGGCUGGUCAACGUUGCCAAAAUUGCCAAGGUGGAAGUGGAUCGCAUUUGGCUGGACAUAUUGCUGAUGAUGGUCGGCAGAAUCUUUGAAUACUCAGACGAGAUCUGUGGCGCUGUGAUCAAUAUACGCGCCAAGAGCAACAAGAUUUCUGUUUGGACUGCCAAUGGUAGCAACGAAAUGGCCAUACUUGAGAUUGGCCAGAAGCUGAAGAUGCUUUUGCCAUUGCAAGCAUAUAAUCUCCAAUAUCAACUUCAUUCCGAUGCGAUGUGCAAAAUCAGUUCGGGCGUCAAAUCGGUUUACAGUCUCUGAACUGGGUUCUCUACGUUAUUAUAUUUUUAUUUUUAUACACCAGAUUCGUGUGUGUGGAUGAUGAGAUUGGCUUAGUGUUUAUGAACGGAGAUUACUUGGAAAUGCCUAAACUAAAUUGUCAAACAAAACUAAAUUAAAGAACUAAAUUUCUUUCACUUAAUAAUGACUACUUUUAAUAAAAAGAAAAGAAUUCAA
Messenger RNA from Drosophila eugracilis, 1072 nucleotides. RefSeq names its product eukaryotic translation initiation factor 4E1 (gene eIF4E5). NCBI's taxonomy places the organism in Eukaryota, Metazoa, Arthropoda, Insecta, Diptera, Drosophilidae. Gene Ontology annotation, cellular component: eukaryotic translation initiation factor 4F complex; cytoplasm. The transcript has 3 exons. Gene Ontology annotation, molecular function: RNA 7-methylguanosine cap binding; translation initiation factor activity. The record is from RefSeq and is a predicted model, not a curated record. The coding region runs from base 179 to 877 and encodes 232 amino acids. Gene Ontology annotation, biological process: translational initiation.